Messenger RNA from Lachnellula hyalina, 312 nucleotides. RefSeq names its product 54S ribosomal protein, mitochondrial (gene MRPL27). Gene Ontology annotation, biological process: translation. Gene Ontology annotation, molecular function: structural constituent of ribosome. The record is from RefSeq and is a predicted model, not a curated record. The transcript is spliced from 2 exons. Bases 1 to 312 code for a protein of 103 amino acids. Gene Ontology annotation, cellular component: mitochondrial large ribosomal subunit. NCBI's taxonomy places the organism in Eukaryota, Fungi, Ascomycota, Leotiomycetes, Helotiales, Lachnaceae.
AUGAAGGCCACACCAGCGCUCGGCAGGAAAAUUGCGCGGCUUGCGCUCACUACGAAGAUGACGAACAAGGGAUUCUACAAGGGAACCGGGUCCGGGUCGACGGGUUCGCAUACUAGAUAUGGAGGAUAUUUGAUCGAUUGGGAUAAAGUCAGGACAUAUGUCGUGCCGGAGAAUCUAAAGGACUUCAAACUCACUCCGUUUGUCACGAAGAAGAUAAAGCCUUUCAAGGGGCGCUUUGAAGGAGAUCCGAAGGGGGCGUUUAGUGGAGAGGCCUAUUUGAACAAGUGGAAGGUGGAGAAUGGCGAAGAUUAA